Salarias fasciatus (jewelled blenny) is the source of this 847-nucleotide messenger RNA. RefSeq names its product epithelial mitogen homolog (mouse) (gene epgn). The record is from RefSeq and is a predicted model, not a curated record. Gene Ontology annotation, biological process: positive regulation of cell population proliferation; epidermal growth factor receptor signaling pathway; positive regulation of mitotic nuclear division. Gene Ontology annotation, molecular function: growth factor activity; epidermal growth factor receptor binding. Bases 35 to 505 code for a protein of 156 amino acids. The transcript is spliced from 5 exons. Lineage: Eukaryota; Metazoa; Chordata; Actinopteri; Blenniiformes; Blenniidae.
GCAGACGGAGCUGAAAGCAUCACUGGAAGACAAGAUGUUCACACAGAGACAGAUGGAGACGCUUUUCCUCUCGGCAGUGGCCGUGCUGCUUCUCCUGUCCACGGCGGGACAGUCUGCGGUUCUGACCACAGCGUCUCCUCCUCCCGCCACUUCAUCUCCCACCACACAGAUCAACAACAGCAGUUCAGAAGGACCUUACGUCCUGCGAUCUCACGUAUCCUGCGGAAGCGAGCACGACGCAUUCUGUGCGAACGGCGGCACGUGCAUCUACCCCCAAGACAGCGAGAAGCCCUCCUGCAUCUGCGUACCUCCGUACGGCGGCGAGCGCUGCAUGCUCUUCACCGACUCGGUCAGCUCGCUGCCCGAGGGGGACGUGAUCGGCAUCACCGUCGGGAUCACCAUGCUGGUCAUUCUCCUGGCCAUUACUAUUUACUGCUGUGCCUCCAAGAGGUGCGUGAAAUCAACACCGCUGAUAAAAUCUGCACCGUCUGAGACUUCAGUGUGACCCUGUUCCUAGUCCUCAUCUUCAUCGUCAUCAUCAACAAACUCUAAUAAUUUAACUUGACAUCCCUUCAACAUGAAUCUGAAUGUUUAGAAAUCUACAUUCUUGGUAGUUUUUAAAUUGUUUCUCCAUUGAAUCCUUUUGGUUUGACCCCAUUCAAAGAAACACUGGACCUUAUGGAAGUCUGAAUGCUGGUUCCGCUCCCUUCACUUCGUUCCAUUGACAUUUCAUAAACAGGGUUGGAGGAGUAAACAGUGUAAAUAUUUAUUUUAAUAUUAAGAUAUUUAAGUUAUUUCUGUAAUUGAUUUAUUUAAAAUUUUGUAAUAAAUUGAUGGAAAAAAAAUG